CUAAUAUAUGCAGACUUCAGAACCACAAACACGGAGCAGAAUAAAACCCAAUCUUUAACUUCUUUCUCAAUACUUUCCUUCUCCCGCUCGAUAUGGUUGAGUGAUUGGGCAUCGGAUGAUUAGAAGAUGACCCUUUCUUUGAAUCCAGUGGCGGCCUUCAACUCAAAGGUGCUUUCAAAACUCCAAAAUAUUUCAAUACCUUAUAAGGGAGCUCCUAGGUUGAAGACCAACUUCAUUGCAGUAUCCUCACAGCUAUGGCUUCAUUCAAGGAGGAAUAUAAAGGAAAAUAGAGGCAACUUGGUUCACUUAGCUGCAGAUAGUAAUCAUGUGGCCACAGACCCCACUAGUAACGAUUCCAAAAAUGUGGAAAGUAUAAUCUUUGAUAACCAGUUCUCAGCAGCGAAAUCUGUAACCUUGAAUUCUCAACUUGAAACUAGUGCCAACAAUGAACCAGUGCCUCAAAUCUCAGAAGCUUCUGAUGGGUUACAAGGUCCUAACGUGAAACAGAAGGAAUCAUCUUCUCCAGAUGUCCAACCUACACUGAAGAGAUCACCAUUGACAGCAAGAGAGAAACUGAGAGCUGCCCGUGUUCUCAGCCGAUAUACAGAAUCAAAGCCUUCUAAAUCAGAUAUGGGAAUGGGAAGCAAAGUUUUGGAUGCUUUAAGAGAAAGUGAUCGAGGGAAGAAAAGAUCUGGUCUUCCUGAAGCUCCUUCAAACUUGUUUGAUGACAGCAAAAGGGGGUUACCAAAGCAAGGCUGGACUUUUCAGUUUCCAGGGGGUACUGAUCUGUUUAUCAUUAUAUUCUCAUUUGUCUUCAUCAGUACAGUAAUGUUUGCAACAACUUAUGUUGUAUGGAAAGCUGGUGCCAUCCAUUUUAAUGAGUAUUAGAGAUGCUUCAGGUACCACCACUCCCCCUCUAGAUAAGCUGCUACUUGAAGCAUUAAUGGAGCAAGCUGAGAGCUUACAUGAUUUAUACUUCAGAAAGUUGCAUAAAUUUGGUAGUUUUGAAGCUUAAAUGUAAAAUAUAUACUGAAAUGCAAUUUCCUUUGUUUUGUCCCUCUUAAAAUUUUGACUAUCUAUGCUUGUCAAAUGUACAUGUGCUCUGCUUCUGAACUUGUACUGCUAGGAGAUACCUAUGUGGUACACAAGUUAUAAUAUUUAUUUGGUUAUUAAUUUCAUUAAUUGAUAUAUACCUAAAGGAAAGUAGCAUGUAUAAAUGGCUCCAUCUUUUGUUCAAUCA
Nelumbo nucifera (sacred lotus) is the source of this 1240-nucleotide messenger RNA. RefSeq lists its product as uncharacterized. The record is from RefSeq and is a predicted model, not a curated record. Gene Ontology annotation, cellular component: chloroplast thylakoid membrane. Lineage: Eukaryota; Viridiplantae; Streptophyta; Magnoliopsida; Proteales; Nelumbonaceae.